This is a messenger RNA of Lichtheimia ornata, 999 nucleotides long. RefSeq lists its product as uncharacterized. The coding region runs from base 1 to 999 and encodes 332 amino acids. NCBI's taxonomy places the organism in Eukaryota, Fungi, Mucoromycota, Mucoromycetes, Mucorales, Lichtheimiaceae. The record is from RefSeq and is a predicted model, not a curated record. The transcript has a single exon.
AUGCAUUCUCUUUACCACAUUUGUAUUCAACGUCUUGCACAACUUGCCGACCAAGAUCUUGACCUAUCCAACAUCCCCUUUGACCCCUACCUCGACGAUCUCCUACGUGCAGCAUUCCAGACGCGUAAUGUACGACUCAUUCAAAGUGCAUUGGAACGUAUUGGUUUACCCCAUGGCAGCCAUCUUCGCAACGAAAAGCAUCGACAUGUAGCCUCCGUAUGCCUUGAUCCUGGUUAUCGUUGGUACAACCAAUCGACAGUAUUGAAGACUAUUGAGACUCGAUUUCCCCAUGGCCUUUGCAGCUUGAACCUAUCACAUAGCGAUACUAUUACCGACGACCACAUGUUUAGCUUGAAACAAUGUGUCAACUUGCAAGUGCUCGACCUAUCUUACACGGCUAUCACAGACGCGGGAAUCGCGACAUUGGCGCGUAUCACCAAACUCAAUGAACCGCAUUUGGGAUUGAAGCACCUGGAGCUAUUAGGGAUAGCAGGCAACAAUCUCUCCGAUCGAGUAUUGAAGCACUUGGGAGCCAUUCAACCCUUACAGGGGAUGGACUUGUCAUACACAACCGCUAUCAAUGCAGACAUUGCAACAUCGUAUUUGGCAAGGUCGGGAUAUGCAGUGCUGCCAAAGAGGAUCCAUCAGCUGAUCGGUUGGGAUGGCAAUGAUCAAGAUAACGACAGCAGCUGCAGUUGUCAAUGCAAGAUACCCAUUCAUAAGAGCGAGUUGACAAAAUUGAUGCAAGCGACCAUGUACCCCGCAAGAGCACCGGAUAUGAAAACAAGGAGAGAGGGUAAUAAUAGCGGGACAUCUCGUCUAUGUCUUUUCCGACAACAACAACCUCAACAACAUGAUCCAUGCAAGAGGAAUGCAACAAGUGAGAUGACAACAAAACAUGGUACAACAACAUCUCAACCUGCGAAAAAGAAACAGCGACGUGAACAAAGUUUAGAAGAUUAUUUGCUUGUAAUAGAACAGGAAAUAGGGUCGUUUUGA